ACAGUCCUACAGCUGACUUCAGCAGUAACACUCCUACCAACAUAAUUCAAAAUCAACCCGACUUCAAACAUGCAAAAACUUGUACUUUGCGCUUUCGCUCUGUUGGCUCUAACCGCGGCGGCUCCACAAGACCCUAACCCAGCCUACAUUCUCAAACAAGAUUCAAAUGUCAAUCCUGAGGGAUACAAUUUUGAGUUUGAGACCAGUGACGGUAUAUCCCGCCAGGAGCAAGGAACUCUAAAGCAGAUCUCUGAGGACCACAAAGCUAUCGAGGUACAGGGCAACUACAAGUACACCGCCCCCGACGGUCUGAUCUACACCGUUAGUUUCGUCGCCAACGAGCACGGUUUCCAGCCCCAAGAACACGUUGAACAACCGGGACAAUAAACAUUCACUAGUUAUUUUAUAAUUACCAUUUUACGCCUAACGCCCGAUUCUUAUAUUAAAAAACAUUUCGUUUUACUUUUAAAAUGUAUAAACGAAUCGUUUUUUGAAUAUCAGAACCGGGUUCAAAUAGACAUUUAGUAGGUGGUUUAAAAAAAUAUUUACUUUUGUAAUAUUAUCUAAUUUUUAAAAUCACCUGUUUCGACUUAUUAACUAGGAUUCGUUUUUGUAAUCCUGUGCUUGUAUUCUUUUGUAUGUUUGUACAUGAUUUUGAAUAAACUUGUUUAUAUUUA
This is a messenger RNA of Melitaea cinxia (Glanville fritillary), 677 nucleotides long. RefSeq names its product endocuticle structural glycoprotein SgAbd-5-like (gene CPR49). The record is from RefSeq and is a predicted model, not a curated record. The coding region runs from base 70 to 387 and encodes 105 amino acids. Lineage: Eukaryota; Metazoa; Arthropoda; Insecta; Lepidoptera; Nymphalidae. Gene Ontology annotation, molecular function: structural constituent of chitin-based larval cuticle. The transcript has 3 exons. Gene Ontology annotation, cellular component: chitin-based extracellular matrix.